AUGUCAGACACAGAGGACUCGGACCUGCAACAGGCCAUGGAGUUCGACAUCCCACCGCAAAAGGAUGAUCAACGUGACUUUUUUCUAGAUCAUGAUGUCCUUCAACAGGCGAUUAUGCUAGACAACGAAGACAGCCUUAUAGAUUCCAUCUUCGACACAGUCGCUGGUCUCUGUGAUCCCUAUACUCAGCCUGAAGACAAUGACACGGUCCCAUUGAGUGUUUCUUGCUUGGCAGAUGCCACUAUAGCGUUAACAUAUCAACAACUACUCGAGUACAAUGCCGAAAACCUAGAUCAAAACGAGCGUCCAUGCAUCAAGUCUCUACGAUUUCAGCUAUCGACCAAUUAUUUGACAAUUUUGGACGCCAUCAACAAGACCUUACGCUGUGACGACCCCAUUAGAAUUGAAGCAUUGCUCAAAGAUCUGCUAUAUUGGGAGCUAAGAGAUCCAUUUUGGCUUCCCGACUUCUAUCAGCUUAAUGACUAUGAGGCCAAGCUAAGCUACUACAUGGCAUGUGUCCUUGUAAUGGCAAUCUACAAGCUAUUUCUCCCCGAAGAUGGGAGCCCAUAUAACCCUGCAUUGAAUCCAUAUACGGACUAUUUCAUCCGGCUUUGGAGAUCACACACUGGCAUUAUCAAACUAGCAUUUGAGCUCGAUCAUGACCUCGAGCAAUACGCAUACCUGAACAGUGACGAGUAUUUUGAUACCCCCGAGCAUGUAAAGCGUGCACUCCUUGGGUCUAGUGCUGUUCGGUCUGUUUUGGCAUAUGUACUAAAUCAAACCACGCCUGGAAAGCUCUACGACCAAAGUGUCAUUGAAGACAGAAAGGCUCACGAGUAUGAUGUCUGCCAGCAGCCACUACUCGAUUUUUAUGACCCCUUGACAAGAAAGAGAGCGUCUGGUGGGGCACUCAACGGUAAUUAUGGUGCUUUCAUUUUCGUCCAAUUGAUCCUAAGAUUUGACAUGCAUGACACAAGAAAGAGAAUUGAUGACUUCCUCAAUGCGAUUAUGGAAAAUGACGAACAAGCUUCGAAUUACCUUUUUAAACGCCUGCGGUAUACCAACAAUACGGAUUAUGCUAGGAAUUUCGAUAACAUGCUAAUGUACGAGGACUACCUUGAUGAGGAUAUCAAAUAUGUUUUCUUUGGAUAUGCUGAUUCAGAGGAAGAAGAAGAUGAGGCUGCAGAAGAAGAGGACACAAACGACGACCUGAAGAAAGAGGUCCGUAUGGCUUUACGCUCAGAUCCUGCUGGCGUCGGCGUCGAUGAAGAGGGAGUCGACUGGAACGACUGCCCUCGAGGACAGAAUACUGAGUUCUCCGAAAGAUUCUUGAAAGUCGCUCUGCAACUUACGCCCUUGACAGAUAUGAGGGAGUUCGAAAAGUACAUCGAUUAUGUGAUGACCGUGAAGGAUGGCAAUAAUCCCGAGGCCAAGAACCAACUACUAGGUCAAAGGAUUGUGGAUAUUCUAGCCAAGUGCAUCAAAGAUGAAGCAGAGAAAAACCCUGAUGCAAUAGUCGCUCCUGGUGAUAUCUAUGAAUACCUUGUUUCACCUCCUGAGAAUACCUCGAAUCUCCCAACGCCUCCAAAUCAUGUUGAGGCUUACAACAAGGAAGUGACUCGAUUUGAAUACAUCCUCAUUUCCAACCCCACAAUUGCUACCAGCAUCAUUGAUGAGAUUCUCAUGUGUGGCGGGUUUAGAAGGACCUUCAUAUGGUUCAUCACACAUUUGGUGAACUAUUCCCCUGCAUUGCUCAAUUACAUAUAUGAGUUGGCUAUCGGAAUGAGAGGUUCUAAUGAGGGAACCAAGCGAGAAAUCGAGUUUUCCAGAAAGGGACACCUUGAGCUAUCGGUCAUUGAAAGGCUGAUGCUUCUUCACGAGUGUUUUAGUAAUCUUCUUUUGUGGAUUAUCUACUUCGACAAGAUCUCACAUCUGCGAGCAAAAUCACUCAUAUCCUUGGCUUCGUUUAUGAUUCGAAGGUUGGUUGAAAACGGCGUCAUUUCUACUUCGAAGACCGCUCUGUAUAUCGACAACUACAAAGAAGAGAUUGAGUUUCUUCUAAUGCCCUUCGUUGGUGACGUUCCUGAAGCUAGAGAGCUCUUCUUCGAAUUCAAAAGUGGAUUUGGAAAGAACCAGAAAGAAAAGCAAUUGUGGAACAAGCUCAUAUACAAAGAUGCGGGUUCCGUGGAAGAGGUUUUGAAGGAUUUGAACGGUCUAGCCUUGGAAGAUGUUAGCGUUUUGGAUUACAGAUCCAACUCUUCUAGUGCUUUGAUCGCCCAGCUUGUUAAAAGAGUCUCUGGUGCUCUUAGAAGGAUUCAUAAUAGGGGCAAAAAAGGUCCAAACUAUACUAAGGAUGAUUAUCUCGAACACGUCGAGGAUGCAGCUAACGAUUUCCGCUUAUUCAUGAAAAAUUACAAUGUCAUUUGCCAUCAUAUGAGCCUAGCGGAAAUUUGUGCUCAAGCUAAAGAUGAAAGGCUCAUACGAGGUGAUGGUGAGCCUUUUACGCUCGGCCAUGGCGACUUUCAAGUGAAACUCAUGGGCGUCGGUUCCAGUAUCGAGGAGCUUCAAGAAAUGCAAACCGCUCACCAGGAAGAAGAAAAUGACGGGUCCACCAAGAAGAAGAAAACUAAGAAGAAGAAAAAGGGAAAGAAGAACAUCGUACUAACACCCCAGGUUAAGACCGCUACCGCCCCACCACCAGCUGCCUCCUAUUCCCAGGCUGUCAAGGUCAAUGGUUUUGUCUACGUUUCUGGCCAGAUUCCUUACACCCCAGACAACAAGCCAUUGUCUGCUAACCCCACCAUUGCUGAGCAGGCUGAGCAGGUGAUUCAGAAUGUCAGUAACAUUUUGGAUGCUUCCAACUCCUCUUUGAAGCACAUUGUGAAGGCCAACAUCUUCUUGACUGAUAUGAAGACUCAAUUCGCCGAAUUCAACGGUGUCUACGGUAAGUACUUCAGUGACUUCAAGCCAGCUAGAUCCUGUGUCGCCGUCAGAGAAUUGCCAUUGGGCGUUGACUUGGAGAUGGAAGUCGUUGCCGUCGAGAAGGACGAGAACAAGUUGUAA
Candidozyma duobushaemuli is the source of this 3063-nucleotide messenger RNA. RefSeq names its product CCR4-NOT core subunit. The transcript has 3 exons. NCBI's taxonomy places the organism in Eukaryota, Fungi, Ascomycota, Pichiomycetes, Serinales, Metschnikowiaceae. Gene Ontology annotation, cellular component: cytosol; mitochondrion. The record is from RefSeq and is a predicted model, not a curated record. Gene Ontology annotation, molecular function: deaminase activity. Bases 1 to 3063 code for a protein of 1020 amino acids.